Helianthus annuus (common sunflower) is the source of this 1005-nucleotide messenger RNA. Its product is annotated as FBD-associated F-box protein At4g10400. The transcript is spliced from 2 exons. Bases 1 to 1005 code for a protein of 334 amino acids. The record is from RefSeq and is a predicted model, not a curated record. Lineage: Eukaryota; Viridiplantae; Streptophyta; Magnoliopsida; Asterales; Asteraceae. Gene Ontology annotation, molecular function: protein binding.
AUGAGUUCCAUAAGUGAGAAUGUAGACGACAGGCUUAGUAUGUUGCCUGAAGAUAUUCUUGCACGCAUACUCUCUUUAAUGCCUACGAAAUAUGCUGUGCAAACUAGCAUUUUAUCCAAAAGAUGGAGGUACACUUGGACGUUUGUCACAAACUUGGACUUUGAUUAUACUAGACGUCACACCUUUAAUGAAAACAUACUUAUCACAUUCGAAGAUGGGAAUGAAAAAAACUUUACAAAAUUUGUGGAUAGGGUAUUGAAGUUUUGCAAAACAUCUCAGCUUAAAUCGUUUCGUUUAUACAUUUCUAAUAAAAUGGUUCGAGGGUCAAGUUUAUCAAAUUGGAUUGAUAACGCUCUCAAGUUAAACGUGCGUGAACUUGACAUAUGUGUUAUUCAAUCUGAGUUGCCUUCAAGCGUGUUCACCUGCAAGACCCUGACAGACCUACGAUUAGAACUUUGUGCCUGUGAUUUUGGUGGUUGGGAGUUACCGUCUACGAUCUAUCUUCCUUGUCUGAAAACUCUUGACAUUGUCGGGUGUAACAAUCCUCAAGUCAUUCAUGGCUGCUGCCCAGUGCUUGAAAGUUUAUCUUUGGAAGUAUCAUGCAAUGAUGAAGAAGAUUUCAUAUUGAACAUCCCUACUUUGAAACGGCUGAAUCUAAGAUGUAGUUCAGGCCCCGGCAAUGAUAUCAGCAAAAUUAUUUUACACGUCCCUAAACUUGAAUACUUGUUUGUUGAUGGAGAAUUGUGCUCGCUUUUUGAAAUGGAAGAUAUGCCGUCUUUGGUUGUGGCAUCGAUUGCAUGUUGGCAAAGUAUAUAUGAUUUCCCGUGGGCUGAUAUACUAAACAAACUAAGAGGGGUUCAAAAUCUUUCAAUAGAAAAUUUCCCAUUCACUUCACCUCUGCCCAUCUUUCCGAAUAUGAAGCAAUUGGAGUUGACUGGUAUAUGGCAAUCUGGACAAAUCACCCAGUUUCUUGAGAGUUGUCCCGAGUUGAAGAUUUUGUGUUGA